Messenger RNA from Mobula hypostoma (lesser devil ray), 9427 nucleotides. RefSeq names its product glutamate receptor, ionotropic, N-methyl D-aspartate 2A, a (gene grin2aa). The coding region runs from base 998 to 5284 and encodes 1428 amino acids. The record is from RefSeq and is a predicted model, not a curated record. Gene Ontology annotation, molecular function: NMDA glutamate receptor activity. Gene Ontology annotation, biological process: monoatomic ion transport; long-term synaptic potentiation; excitatory postsynaptic potential. Lineage: Eukaryota; Metazoa; Chordata; Chondrichthyes; Myliobatiformes; Myliobatidae. The transcript is spliced from 14 exons. Gene Ontology annotation, cellular component: plasma membrane; NMDA selective glutamate receptor complex.
CAUAGCUGUAAUUCACAUUGUCUCCAUAAGGAUGUGUUGUUGACCGGUUCUCCAAAUGGAGAGCCCAGGAAUCUACGAGUAUUGCAGUCUCAACUGAGGAGGACUGAAGGAUUUCGGCAGACGCUCCCGAGUAAGGCGCCGCGAAAUGCAAGAAGAGUUCAGUUAGUUUGAUUUUGCCGGCAUUUUAAGACUGAUUCUCCAAGAUAGCUCUGUCAAGUUCAUCGCCUCAAAUGGGAGUCUUCCGCGCGUCCACAAUUCUACAAUGAGAGCAAGUAGUCUCGCGGCACAUUUUAGGAGAAUGCUGCAUGGAUGCAUUAGCAGGCGUGUCGGUCACAGAAGCAGUCAUCGGCGCUGCGGUGGGUUUCAGUACAAAUGGGUUACCUUGCAACAUCGAUUUUGAGUUUCCGAGCUGCAGCUAUGUGGAGUAAUGAUGUUGUAAGUACGCCUGCUGCUUUCCCCCGUGCGUUUGUGCAGCCACACUUAAUGCAGUUCUUAUACUUUGCUGUGCACAGCUCUUAUUCCGAAACACAUAUGAUUUCAUUUUCUACGCUGCAGGUCUUUGUUUGGACAAUAUGCCAUCUUCUCGGUCUAAGUCUCGCUCUGUUGAAACUGAAGUCCGUUUGUCCCGUAUAGAAAUCAGCUUAUUUUUCCUUAUUCCUCUCGGAGUGUGCGCUGCUAAUUUUAUUUAAACCGACAACGGCCAUCGGGAAUUUGCGUUAUCGCUUUGAUGGGACUUUAAGAAAAAUCAAAAGAAUUGGUGGAAAAUGCAGCACGUUUAUUUUCACUUUUAAUCGGGCUUACUGCAUUUUAUGCCCACUGUAGACCAACUUUGCAUACUUUCAUACUUCGUUAGUUCCUGGCGCAAGAACAGCUACCGAACACAAGGAGAAUAAACUGGAUCUCAAAGUGGCAAUCUGCGGAGAUGCAACGAUCCACAAAAUUACCCUGGGUGUCGCGAACCACGAUAUGAAAAGCUUUCCAACAUGCCAGCGAGCAAAUGCAUUUCGUGAUGUCCAAGGGGAUGGAGUUUCCGAAAAUGGGACGCUUCGGAUUUCUUGCGGUGGUGGUUCUGGAUCUGCUAAUGUUCCACUUGGAUCUAAUCGGAGGGCAGCUGGGUUACCCGACCCUUAACAUCGCCAUCAUUAUGGGCAGAAGCCCCGACAGCACGGGCUUCAGGGAUAUAUGGAUAAAGGAAGAUGCCCCCGACUUUCCCGUUGAUGUCAACGUGGUGACCGUGGCGGUGAACCAGACCGAUCCGAAGAGUAUCAUCACCCACGUGUGUGAUCUGAUGUCAGGCACCAAGAUCCACGGCGUGGUGUUUGGCGAUGACACGGACCAGGAGGCUAUCGCUCAGAUUUUGGAUUUUAUUUCCUCCCAGACUUUUAUCCCUAUCCUGGGAAUUCACGGCGGAUCUUCCAUGAUCAUGGCAGAUAAAGAUCAAAAGUCAACAUUUUUCCAGUUCGGGGCUUCCAUACAACAGCAGGUUGGAGUGAUGUUAAAUAUCAUGGAGGAAUAUGACUGGCACGAGUUCUCCGUUGUAACCAGCACCUUCCCUGGAUAUCAUGAAUUUAUUAGUGUAUUAAAAACCACAGUUGAAAAUAGCUUUGUGGGCUGGGAGCUUCUCGCCACUAUCACGUUAGAUGCUGUUGACGGAGAUUCAAAGGCUCAAGUUCAGUUGAAGAGAAUACAAUCAUCAGUUAUUCUGCUGUACUGUUCGAAAGACGAAGCUGUUUUCAUACUGGAGGAGGCCCGUUCUCUAGGCCUCACGGGCUUUGGUUUCACCUGGCUUGUGCCCAGCUUGGUUACGGGUAACACAGACAUCAUACCUGAGGAAUUUCCAGCCGGGCUGAUAUCUGUGUCAUACGACGAAUGGGACUACAGCCUGACAGAAAGGGUGACGGACGCUGUUGGCAUCAUCACAACAGCUGCUUCCGCCAUGAUGGAGCAAUAUGGAUACAUUCCUGAGGCGAAGACAAGUUGCUACGGCCAGUUGGAACAGAAGGUCCUUCCAUUUCUUUCCCUGCACAAGUUUAUGAUGAACGUAUCCUGGAAUGGCAGAGAUCUCUCCUUCACUCGGGAUGGGUAUCAGUCCAACCCAAAGCUAGUGGUGAUAGUAUUGAACAAAGAGCGUACCUGGGAAAAGGUCGGAAAAUGGGAAAACCAUAGCCUGGCCCUGAAAUAUCCUGUGUGGCCAAGGUUUAAUUCCUUCGCAGAUGCUGAGGCGGACGACAGCCACCUGAGUGUCGUGACAUUAGAGGAAACCCCCUUCGUUAUUGUGGAAGAUGUGGACAAGUUAACUGGGACGUGUGCAAGAAGCAAUGUCCCAUGCAGGAAAAAUAUCAAGGCUUACAACUCCACUGGCAAGGGGCACUAUGUGAAGAAAUGCUGCAAAGGGUUUUGCAUUGAUAUUCUGAAGAAACUUGCAAAGACUGUGAAAUUCACAUACGACUUGUACCUGGUGUCAAAUGGGAAGCAUGGGAAAAAAAUCAAUGGUGUUUGGAAUGGAAUGGUUGGUGAUGUGAUGUAUCAUCGAGCAGAGAUGGCUGUUGGCUCGCUGACUAUUAAUGAAGAAAGAUCGGAAGUUGUGGACUUCUCAGUGCCCUUUGUAGAAACAGGAAUCAGUGUUAUGGUGUCUCGGAGCAAUGGCACAGUUUCACCCUCUGCAUUUUUAGAACCCUUCAGUGCUGCUGUGUGGGUCAUGAUGUUCGUAACACUCCUUAUCGUGUCUGCCAUAGCAGUGUUCGCUUUUGAGUACUUCAGCCCUGUUGGGUACAACAGAAAUUUAGCAAAAGGAAGAGCUCCACAUGGCCCCUCCUUUACAAUAGGCAAAGCAAUAUGGCUUCUUUGGGGCCUUGUUUUCAACAACUCUGUGCCGGUCGAGAAUCCAAGGGGAACUACGAGUAAAAUAAUUGUCUCCGUAUGGGCCUUCUUUGCUGUAAUAUUCCUCGCAAGUUACACUGCCAACUUGGCUGCCUUCAUGAUUCAGGAAGAGUUUGUUGACCAAGUGACUGGGCUUAGUGACAAAAAGUUUCAGCGGCCUUAUGACCAUUCACCACCAUUUCGAUUUGGGACCGUUCCGAACGGAAGCACGGAGAGAAACAUAAGAAAUAAUUAUCCAGAUAUGCAUGCUUACAUGUCCAAGUACAACCAAAAAGGAGUGCAGGAUGCCCUGGUUAGCCUGAAGAGUGGAAAGUUGGAUGCUUUCAUAUAUGACGCAGCAGUGCUGAAUUACAUGGCUGGAAGAGAUGAAGGAUGCAAGCUUGUAACAAUUGGCAGUGGAUACGUCUUCUCAACCACUGGCUAUGGGAUAGCUUUGCAGAAAAGCUCACCUUGGAAGCGUCAGAUUGAUUUAGCUCUCCUCCAAUUUGUUGGUGACGGUGAAAUGGAAGAGCUGGAGAGUUUGUGGCUGACUGGAAUCUGCCACAAUGAGAAGAACGAAGUAAUGAGCAGCCAAUUGGAUGUUGACAAUAUGGCGGGUGUGUUUUACAUGCUGGCCGCAGCCAUGGCAUUGAGCCUGAUCACCUUUGUGUGGGAGCAUUGGUUUUACUGGAGCCUGAGACACUGCUUCAUGGGAACCUGUACUGGAAAACCAGGACUCCUCUUCUCAAUCAGCAGGGGAAUCUGGAGCUGUAUACAUGGUGUGCCCAAUGAGGAAAAGAAGAAGUCUCCAAACCUGGAUUUAAACAGCCCUCAAACAAACAUUCUGAGGCUGUUUAACACAGCAAAGCCAAUGGCCAAUAUAUCAAACCUUAAUGCUUCAAGAGCAAACUCUCCUAAAAGAACUUCCAAUUUCAUUCAGAGAGGGUCUUUGCUCCUUGACGUGGUUGACCAAAAGGGGAAUUUCUUGUAUUCUGACAACAGGCCCUAUCAACCCAAGGAGACAGGCUUCAACGACAACACCAGUGAAAUGUUAGCCCUCAAUGUAAGCCGACAGAAAGACAACCGAAACAAUUAUAUCCUCCAAGGGCAGCACCCAUUGACUCUAAACGAAGCAAAUCCAAACACCGUGGAGGUUACCGUGAGCUCGGAAACUCCAAAACUUAACUCCAGGCCUAGGCAGUUGUGGAAAAAGUCCGUGGAAACCUUGCGACAGAACCAGGGAUCGACGGUGGAAAAUGUCAACGUGGAGCCCAAGCAACCUGUUAAAAAUCAAAGGUACCUACCAGAAGAAGUUGGCCAUUCUGAUAUGUCGGACUGUUCUAGCCGUACUACUUCCCACAAGGACCCUGAUAACAAUCAAAAGCAUCAUAAGUAUAAGGAACCCUUCAAAAAGAAGUCCAUGAUGGCCAAGUACCCGCGAGACUGCAGCGAGAUCGAGCUCUCUUAUCUUAAGGCCAAAGAAGGGUAUCAGCACCAUCGUGAGAAAGUGUACACUAUUGAUUCUGACAGAGAGUCUAAUUAUCACUCAGAUCACCAUCAUUACCGGGAAAGCAUGCCAAUUCCUGAAGACUUGGACUACCCCCCAGUGUAUCACAAUCAGAAUGAGAACUACAGGAAGCAGGAAGCAGUUCUGCACCUAAAUAGGACUCCUCAGCAUAAUGAGGACAAUGCUGAAAACAAAUACAGCCUGUACAAUAAGCAUUACAGCUUGAAGGAGAAAAAUAUUUCCCCGGUAGAGUACAGUGAUAGGUACAAGCAGCCCACUGUACACUGCCGAAGCUGCCUUUCCAAGCUGCCUAAUUACACCACACACUAUUCGGUCAGGUCUCCCUAUAACAGAUGCGAUGCCUGUGUACACACAGCAAACUUGUAUGACAUUAGUGAAGAUCACAUGUUACAAGAGCCAGUAAGCCCCAUGUGCCCCGAAGAAUCCUUUGCCCAUCAUUGGGCUCCUUCUGACGUCUCAAACAUGCAGAGGGUAAACAGACUCAGAAUUAGCAGGCAGCACUCCUUCGACAAUAUCCUUGAAAAGCCGAAGGAAGUGGAUCUCGGAAGACCUGCCCGGAGCGUGAGCCUGAAAGAAAAGGACAGAUUUCAGGAUGACCCUUAUGCGCACGUAUUCAGUAUUAAACCCGAGAAACUCUUUAGCACGAAGGUUUCCGUUUUUGACCACCACCUGGAAGAGAGCAAGCGGAGUAAGUCAUUGUAUCCAGACCAUGUCUCCGAGAAUCCAUUCUGGCACUCCUUCCGUGAAGAUCAGCAUCUGGUCCAUGGGCGAAGUUCUUCCGACAUAUAUAAACAGUCCGCUGCAUCAAAGGCAUGCUACGAUAAUCACUUUAGAUCAUCCAUUAAGUCGACAGCAUCUUACUGCUCCCGAGAUGGACGAGUUCCUAACGAUAUAUAGGGCUGACUGGCCUUUCCUACUAUCUGAUGGCAAAGGAGCAACAGAAAAGAGAUACAUGUUGAUGAUCAUACCAACUGGUUAGCUUUGCUGCAAAUGAAGACUCCAUAAAAUGACCUAGUGGAAUUAUUGUCUCCCUUUUACGGUGCAUUAAUCUGUAACAGACCACACUAGGCAGGCCAUUGAAUCUUAGGAGAACACUGGUUAUGUAAAGUAAGCAAGAAAUAGACGACAAGCUCAAUAUUACUGUGUAAAUGUAGGGAGUUGGCAACUAUGCUAUUAUAUGUAAUCCAGUUCUGUAACUGCUGAAAUGUUUCAAUUCAACUGUUUCCCAAAGUGAAACCCUGAGCUAAAGCAGCUAAUAGCAUACUUUAGAGAUUCUGAGAACAAAUGGGUCCUCUGGUAGAGUCAUAAUUUCUUUUCCUUAGAAAGUAAUCAAAAUCCAGAGUGCAUAGCUCAUCUUGUAUGGCCAACCUUCUCAACUGUGUGAAUGUAUCCUCGGGAAAAGCCCUUUAUGAACAUCAAUUGAAUAGAGUACUAUGAGGAUUCCAAUGUUAAGCAUAAUAUUCCUACAACACUAUAGCAGUCAUCACAUUGUGUAACAGUGCUACAAUCGUAAUAUUUUGAGACUUGUUUUCUAUUGUUCCACCUAGUAAUUUUUUCCAGCCUUUGUUGCUUACUCAAGUCUGUUCACUUGAAGAAGUUAUGGACCAGCAGUGAAAAGAUUAACUGCUGAGGAGCAACAGAAAUUUGCUAAUAAAAUGCAUGGCAUGAACGUUCAGGGAUUUUGCAUUAUAGAUUUUAAUAAAUUCGGGUAGCUGCAAAAUGUAAUUUAUAUGCUGUUAGCUUGGGGAUUCACUUCAACUGAAUUCUUUAACUCUUCCCCAGAUUUGAUAGACAUGAAUUGUGAGCAAAUCUGAUAGUCCAUCUCUUUGCAGUAUAUUCCCAUUGUAUUGUAUAUUUAUCAUGUAAACUUGAACUGAUUAUUUUUAAUAUGGCAAUGGGGGUAUAAAAUAUGCCCCUAAGGGCAACAAACAUUAGAAUGUCACCAUUAUAGAAAAGAGCAUAUAAUUAUUAAAAAUAGUAUAUGUAAGUAUCUUCAGUUAACUCUAGAUUUUUAACAGUGCUGAACUUUGCUGCUUGAUAAGUGAAAUAUGCCCACGGCUUUGAAUAAAAACUUCCAUAACUACCAGCACACUAUGGGCAUUUUGUAUGCUGAAAGGGCUGGAAUUUAUGACUUUGAGUACCAGUGAUAUGCUUAAUUUAGGGAAAAAUAUCAUUCGGCCAUUGAAUAUAUCCAUUUAAGGCUUAAAGGUACCUGUAUGUUGUUUUAUGAUGUUUUUCACAAUAUCAUGUGAAUAACGUAACAUAAAAAAGAUGAUUUCAGCAUAAAUAGUAUCUCUGAAAGUUAUCCCUUCCCCAUUUCAUUCCAAAAUACCAAGUUUUACUCUGAGGUCUCUAUGUUAAUUAUCUCAAAGGAACAUCUCAGCAAAAUGUUUAUCAAAAUAAAAUGUAUUAGGAAAGUAUUUUCAAUUACUAGUGGUAUAUACAGGAAUACAACAGUCAAUUGAUUAGAUUUGACUUCAAUAGAAAUGUUAUUUUACCACAGGAUGCCAGGUAAUUAAUUUCCAACCUGCCAGCAAACCCAGGAAAUGUUACUUGAAUGUGGAUGUCUUAAUUUAGGAGCAAAAUUAAUUCACUGGAAAUCACAUUAAGGUCUCUUAAACUUAGCACAGAAAAAAAAAUAAAUUAGAAAAAAAUUAAAUGAUAUUCUGUGAUUUUUAGGAAUAUAGUAAUCUCAGUGAUUGCUAACAGAGGUUUUAGCAGUUUCUUGCAAUACUGGUUUUAAUGAUCUUAAUCACUCCCGCUUAGUGAAACCGCUGAGUGGCCACAUUGAGUGAUCACUGCUGAGAGAGUCAUUACUCAGUGAAUAGUAUCUUCCCUAGAAAGCAGUUCAUGUGUUUACACUGAAAGAUAAUAUCAUCAUUGAUAUGAGAAUUUUAAAGCUCUAUUAAAGAUUCAAAUUUAAUUCUAGUACAUUCCCGAUUUCUUUUCUCUGACACCAGACUUGUGAGAAAGGUGUUAAAAAGGAGAGAGAAUACAAUUUUAACAAUGCUAUCAUGCUUUUUAAUAUAAUACUGCUUCCCACUCAUCACACAAUAUAAUUUCCAACAAUAAUGCAAGUUAUGUUGCAAAACAAAGUAGUAAGCUCCAUGAAACUUCCUCCAUUCCAUUUUAGCAACCUUCCUUGUAAACUGAAUCAUUGCUAGAAAUUGCAGCACGCCAAUCUUUUUAACAUGCAGGCUACAGGCAUAUAUAGAGAAUCAUUUGAUAAUGUCUUGUGCAUGAAAAGAAUACUACCAAUUGUUCAGGAAUUAUGACACUUUAAACUUGUUACAGAAGGAAUAGUCUCAUAUUAUGAUCACUAAACAUUUGACAUUACCAUGAAACCUGCCUCACAUAUAAUAACGUAUUAAAAUAGUUUUUAUUUUUUCCUCAAUGAAUAUAAUUUCAUGAUAGGAAUUAUCCAAGUCUCAGUCUCUUGAACUAGUGACCGAGUCAUUCGUUUUCCUUUAGAAACUGCUGUUUUUCAAAAAAUAAAAUCUCUGCUUUUUAAUGAUAUUCUUUUGUAAUAGAAUAAUCUCAUGUAGAAAAACAGCUGACAUUACUUAAGAAUAUCUUGAACAGUUGCCAGAUUACUCAAGAAAAGUUUGGCUUUGUACCACAAUAUGUGUAAAUUGGUUCUCAUGCAAAAAUAAGGAAAGACCUUUCAAAAGCUUGAUUAUUUUGCCAUUACCUGAACACUUUUUAUAUAAAGGCAUAAGUAAUAUUUCAGCUGUAAAUUGCAACAAGCUUGAUCUUUCUAUAACUGUAUUAUAGCAAUGAAUGUGAAAAAUGGUUACUAAAAUUAUAAACCAUCAUUUACAUAACCAAUCAAAUAAAACCCACUCUAUGGUAAUUAGCGCAGCUAAAAAUGUACGAAGUAUCGUACAUUUCUACUGCACAAUCCAAUUAGUAGUUUCUCAUCCCUAUCCGCGCCCAUUAAUGCUGGAUCUUCCACUUUAUAGAUAAGUCACAGUAGUAGAUUUCAAUAUAUAUUUAGCAGAAAAAUAUUGAUUGGUUUUAUUAUUAUUUCCCAUUGGUUAUUGCCUUAUUUAGCAUAGAAUGAUUUCUAAGGUUCAAGAAGUAACAUGAUAUUGUGGAAAUCCCAUUGCCACACACAGCAUGUUUAAUUCAGGUACAAUGGUGGCUGGCACUAAUUCAGUCCCUGGUUUGCAAAAUUGGUUUUCUUAGUCAAGGAAAUUAAGCUGUAACUCAACAUAAUCCAAAACAUAUUAUUGUUUUAAUGUCCAUGUCCUUUUUUUCAGUUUGUAACUGUUCUCUGUUCUAAUUGUGCCCCCUAAUUUUUUCUCUUGAAAUGAAGAGAUCUUAUGUUACCUUGAAAUUUGAUGUGGGUCAUAGUCAUGCAAGUGACAUAUUUUAGAUUGCACUAGAGAGGAAGUUACACAAAGUGAUUCAGUGAGAUAUUUGGCAAGGACAGAGCAUAAAUAAUUAUAAGAUGUAUAUUUUGCUAAACAGAGUGAAUUCAACUUAGUAUCCAAAAGUUUAGGUCUGAAAUGUUCUUUGGCUGUGUGCAUGUUGUCCUCAGUCAUAAAAUAUAUGUCAUGCUCAUCCAAUUAACAUUUAUGUGUAACUUGGACGUGAAAGCAUUGGACACACAUUUUGCCUUGCUAAACAUUCACAAUGAUAUUCUGUUUGAUUAUUGGUACUAAAGUAAUUUGAUUCCUGCCUAUUCCUUCAUUAGAUGAGAAAACACUAAUUAUUACUUUGUGGCAGUGUAGAUUUCAAACAUAUCUGCUAUCGAAGUCUGUAUUUACAUUUGUUUUGAUCUUUAUAUGAACUCUAACUGUAAUAUUUGCCAAGGUUGUCUUUAAAACUGUAAUAUGCGUUUUUUUUCUUUUCCAUUGUAGAUGUGUAGAAAUUACAAUUGGAAUGGAUUUUGAAUGUUCAAAGUGUUUACUGCUACAGCAUUUGAUGUAAAUAGGUUGUCAAUUGUGCCAGAAAAUCUGAUGUAAAAAUGUAAAUAAGUAAAAGUACCAUUUUUCUAAGGAAGACUAUUUCUGCCACUUUAUAUCAAAAUUAAAA